This is a messenger RNA of Arabidopsis thaliana (thale cress), 3191 nucleotides long. It is a transcript of the gene RLP33, whose product is annotated as receptor like protein 33. Lineage: Eukaryota; Viridiplantae; Streptophyta; Magnoliopsida; Brassicales; Brassicaceae. Gene Ontology annotation, cellular component: plasma membrane. The coding region runs from base 149 to 2776 and encodes 875 amino acids. The transcript is spliced from 2 exons. The record is from RefSeq and is marked reviewed.
AAAAUACAAGCUGAGUUGAUUUUAAUCUUUGUCGAGUUCAGAGUCUAUUAUUAUGUAUAUAAAGAGAUUGGCAUGAAACCAUAUAACCAUCACAAUUCCCAUUUUUGCUCUUUCAUUUUAAAGGAGAAGCAAAACCUCAUAGAAGUCAAUGAGUCUCAUUCCUAUUACUUUUUAUUUUCUCUUCUUGUUCUUUUCUAAUUUUCGAGGUGUUUUUGCUGUUCCUAAUAUACACUUAUGUCAUUUCGAACAAAGAGAUGCACUUCUCGAGUUCAAGAACGAGUUUAAGAUUAAGAAGCCUUGUUUUGGUUGUCCAAGUCCUCUGAAGACAAAGUCAUGGGAGAAUGGCAGCGACUGUUGUCAUUGGGAUGGUAUUACUUGCGAUGCUAAGACCGGGGAAGUAAUCGAGAUAGACCUUAUGUGCAGCUGCCUCCAUGGCUGGUUUCAUUCCAACAGUAAUCUUUCUAUGCUUCAAAAUUUCCAUUUUCUAACCACUCUAGACCUUUCAUAUAAUCAUUUGAGUGGUCAAAUCUCAUCUUCUAUUGGAAACCUUUCUCAUCUCACCACUCUCGACCUUUCUGGAAAUAACUUCAGUGGUUGGAUUCCUUCUUCCCUUGGAAACCUUUUUCACCUCACCUCUCUCCACCUCUAUGAUAACAAUUUUGGUGGUGAAAUCCCAUCUUCACUUGGAAAUCUGUCGUAUCUCACCUUUCUCGACCUAUCUACUAACAAUUUUGUUGGUGAAAUCCCUUCUUCUUUUGGCAGUUUGAACCAAUUGUCUAUUUUACGUCUUGAUAAUAAUAAGCUUAGUGGUAACCUCCCACUUGAAGUAAUCAAUCUUACAAAGUUGUCAGAGAUAUCACUCUCUCACAAUCAGUUCACAGGCACGCUUCCUCCUAACAUCACUUCACUCUCCAUCUUGGAGUCCUUUUCGGCAAGUGGAAACAAUUUCGUUGGAACUAUCCCUUCCUCUCUCUUCACCAUUCCUUCUAUAACUCUUAUUUUUUUGGACAAUAACCAACUCAGCGGCACUCUUGAGUUUGGGAAUAUAUCUUCACCGUCUAAUUUACUAGUGUUACAACUUGGCGGUAACAACUUGAGAGGUCCAAUCCCUACAUCUAUUUCCAGAUUAGUCAACCUUAGGACACUUGACCUUUCCCAUUUCAACAUCCAAGGCCAAGUUGACUUUAAUAUCUUCUCGCAUCUCAAGUUGCUAGGAAACCUUUACCUAUCCCAUUCCAACACCACCACUACAAUUGACUUGAAUGCAGUCUUAUCAUGUUUCAAGAUGCUCAUUUCAUUGGAUCUCUCAGGCAACCAUGUUUUAGUCACAAACAAAAGUUCAGUUUCUGACCCUCCUUUGGGAUUGAUAGGCUCUUUGAACUUAUCAGGAUGCGGUAUCACCGAGUUUCCAGAUAUCCUAAGAACGCAACGCCAAAUGAGGACGCUAGACAUUUCCAACAACAAAAUCAAAGGCCAAGUGCCUAGCUGGUUACUAUUACAGUUGGAGUACAUGCAUAUCUCCAACAACAAUUUCAUCGGUUUCGAAAGAUCAACGAAACUUGAAAAAACCGUAGUCCCAAAACCAUCUAUGAAGCACUUUUUUGGCUCCAAUAACAAUUUCAGUGGAAAGAUUCCAUCUUUCAUAUGCUCGUUGCGCUCUCUAAUCAUUCUCGAUUUAUCUAACAACAACUUCAGUGGUGCAAUCCCUCCUUGUGUGGGAAAAUUCAAGAGUACUCUUUCAGAUCUUAACCUACGUCGGAAUCGUCUUAGUGGAAGUCUUCCAAAGACUAUAAUAAAAAGUUUAAGGUCUCUUGAUGUGAGUCAUAACGAACUGGAGGGAAAGCUUCCAAGAUCUUUGAUCCACUUCUCUACUCUUGAAGUUUUGAAUGUAGAAAGCAACAGAAUCAACGACACGUUUCCGUUCUGGUUGAGUUCUCUAAAAAAGCUGCAAGUUCUUGUCUUACGCUCCAACGCAUUUCACGGACGGAUACACAAGACUCGGUUUCCUAAGUUGCGAAUCAUCGACAUAUCCCGUAAUCACUUCAAUGGGACAUUGCCAUCAGAUUGCUUUGUGGAGUGGACUGGGAUGCACUCACUUGAAAAAAAUGAAGAUCGGUUUAACGAAAAGUACAUGGGAUCAGGCUAUUACCAUGAUUCAAUGGUUCUGAUGAAUAAAGGCUUAGAGAUGGAGCUGGUACGUAUCCUAAAAAUCUAUACAGCUCUCGACUUCUCUGGAAACAAAUUUGAAGGAGAGAUUCCAAGAUCCAUCGGUCUAUUGAAAGAACUUCAUAUCCUCAACUUGUCAAGCAAUGGUUUCACCGGCCACAUCCCAUCAUCUAUGGGGAACCUGAGAGAGCUCGAGUCACUGGAUGUUUCCCGAAACAAGCUUUCAGGAGAAAUUCCACAAGAACUAGGGAACCUCUCGUACCUUGCGUACAUGAACUUUUCUCAUAACCAGCUUGUCGGUCAAGUACCAGGAGGCACCCAGUUUCGAACGCAAUCCGCUUCGUCUUUUGAAGAAAACCUUGGACUUUGUGGUCGUCCUCUCGAAGAAUGUAGAGUUGUCCAUGAGCCGACGCCUUCAGGGGAAUCAGAAACAUUGGAAUCAGAACAAGUCUUGAGUUGGAUUGCAGCUGCCAUAGGGUUCACACCUGGUAUCGUGCUUGGAUUGACCAUUGGGCACAUCGUGCUUUCCUCCAAACCGCGUUGGUUCUUCAAGGUGUUGUACAUCAACAACAGUCGUAGACGCAGACGAACUCGUUCUGAGAAAUCCUAAAUCACGGAAUUGAAGACGUUCGUUCGAGAAGAAGAAGAUGGAGGAAUAAAGCAGGAGGAUCGUUAUGUGAAUUCGAAAUUGGGCUGAUAAAAUGGGCUUGCUUACAUAAUUUAGGCCCAUUAAUGAAAGACGUCGGCGAAGAAAGCAACGUUGUACGGAGAAAGUAAUAAUUACAAGAAGAAGACGAAGACAUUCAUGGACAUUAAUCAUGGAAGGUAGCGACUAGCGAGCGCAUGCUUAGUGGAGAGAUUCCUGUAAAUUUCUAUCUUUUUUUUGUAUUUUUGUAUUAGAUGUUGACAUAUUGGAAUUGAUAUGUCGGUUACUGUAAUACCAAAUUCUCAACAUGGUUUAACCACUACAUAUAGAAAUUGUUCAAAACCGGUUGUGUAAUGAAAAUUCACGUAAUUUUUGCUAU